Messenger RNA from Aspergillus caelatus, 510 nucleotides. RefSeq lists its product as uncharacterized. The coding region runs from base 155 to 400 and encodes 81 amino acids. The transcript is spliced from 2 exons. The record is from RefSeq and is a predicted model, not a curated record. NCBI's taxonomy places the organism in Eukaryota, Fungi, Ascomycota, Eurotiomycetes, Eurotiales, Aspergillaceae.
GCUACCCGACCCCCGUCAUUAAUCUAGAUCAUCAAAUAGCCCGCCCGGCUCCCAUCUCGCGCCUUGGCCGAACGCACCACCCUCGCCAGCGGAGUUAAAUAGUGGAUCCUUCAAAACCCCCAGUACAUUCCCAGGAUGUGAGCUUUCUCCGCAGAUGAAAAUGCCACGUCGCAGAGUCUCCGACACGAGCUAUGUCUCUCGCCCUACAACGAUGACGAAAAAACUCCGGAUUGCUUGCCCAUUGAAAGGCUGCCUCAAAGAAUUCUCUGGUAGCCGCGAACUUCGAAAGCAUUACGCGAAGGCUCACCUGCCUUCAUGGAAUGAAGAGUUGUUGGCCCAACUAUAUUCUAAACGCCUGUGGUUCCUACGAAACACAGCCACAAGAAUUGUAUGUCAUUAGCUUAGAGAAGAUGAGCUCUAAUUAGCAUACUCUACUUGGUGUUAGAUUAGAAUUAGAUUUGGUCGUCCGAAACGCUGGGUAACUUCUGGCUAUAAGGCCAACAAGCCAAU